Molecule: messenger RNA, 1562 nt
Organism: Aegilops tauschii subsp. strangulata
Lineage: Eukaryota; Viridiplantae; Streptophyta; Magnoliopsida; Poales; Poaceae
Biological process (GO): male meiosis II
Source: RefSeq, a predicted model, not a curated record
CCCCCAAAUGCCGCGCCCCCUUCACUACUACUCCUAAGCCGCCGCUGCCGCUUCUCUUCCAUCUCCCCCAAACACCCACCCGCUUCUCUUCUCGCCGCCGACGAGCCACCGACGAGCCACCGACGCGCCCGCCGGGCCGGCCAUGGGCUGCUUCCUCGGCUGCUUCGGGGGCGCCAAGUCCAAGAAGGAGCGCCGCCACCGCCGGCGCAAGCAGCGCUCCCCCUCCCACUCCCCCUCCAAGGCCGCCCGCGACGCCGAGGCCGCCUCCGCCGCCGCCCCGCUCCUCGCCACCCUCCUCGAGCUCAGGGAUUCGGCCGAUGACCUGUGCCUGGCCGUCGUCGCCAAGAAGAAGGUGACGUUCGACCCCAACGUGACCGCCUACGAGGCGCCGCCGAUCCCCGAGGGCGAGGAGGCCGCGACAGAGGAGGAGGAGGAGGGCCGCGCCGCGGCGGGCGGCGAGGAGGCGUGGACGCUGCUGGGGCCCGAGUGCGCGAAAUCAGAGGCGUUCCCGCUCAACCACAGGUACGGCAACUGCGCCGGCGCCGACGACGACAGCGACUACGAGGACUGCUACGACGACGACGACGACGAUGAGUACGAUGACGAUGAGGACGACGAAGAGGAGGAGGGCUUGGACGGGAUCGACGAGUGCGCGGUGGACGACGACGAGGAGCAAGGCGGGCUUCUGGGCAUCGCGCGCGGCGAGGAGGAGGCGUGCGAGUCGCUCUUCCUGCUCCCGGCGCCCAGGACCACCAAGGACAGCGCCGCUGCCGCUCAGACCGGAGCAGCAGCUGAGGCAACCGCCGCGCUCAGCUCGGUGGAGAACUUCAGCCAGUGGAAGGACGCCAAGCCACACACCGCCGCGCCCAAGGAUUCAGAGAAGGAGAACAUCGUCAGGCUCUCCGACUCGGCGACGGCCCCUGAUAUGAAAAAAGAGAAGCCGGCGGUGAGCUGGGACUACACCCCCAGGACGCCGAGCAAGCAGGAGGCCUCGGUGGACGCGAGCCUCUCCACGUGGCUGGGCUCCUCGGGGACGCCGGAGAGCAACUACUCGGUGCGGUCCUACUCGCCGAUCAGCCGGGAGGACCGGCCCAUCCUCGGCGCCCUCACCGUGGAGGACAUCAAGAUCUCCUCGGCCAACUCGUCGCCGAGGCGGUCGCGGUCCCCGAGCCCGAGCCCCGACGACAUGCCGAUCCUGGGCACCGUGGGGGCUUACUGGAACUGCAGCGAUGCCAAGGGCGGCAGUGAUGAUUCGGUGACGAGAGGCGGGUUCAUGAAGACCAGGAGCAGAUUUGGGCAGAACUUGGCAUGAUGAAAAUGGUGAACCGCCCUCCAGAAUUAUGAUGAAAUAGGCUAGAAAGAAGAGCUGUGAAUUAAGAGAUAAGAUACAGUGUGAGUGAGUGAGUGAGUGAGAGAUUGUUCCAUGAGUGAGAGAUUCUUUUAUGUGUUUGUAAACAUGUCAUGUCAGCAUUCUAUAUAGCAUGGUAUUCUUUUUGUGUGGCAUUGUCAAUAUGAUGUGUACUAUUAUUUCACCCUUUGUCAAUAAUCAAUAUUUUGUACUA